AUGGCGCAAAGAAUACCGUCAGGAAUGGAUCUCAUACGGUUACUCAGGGUGAUGCAGUCAUGCGUGAAUCCUCAUAAGAAAUGGAAGCCACCCCCGACAAAUUGGCUCAAGUGUAACACUGAUGGUGCGUGGCACAAAGACAGAGAGAACUGUGGACUCGGUUGGAUCUGUCGAGAUAAUAAAGAGAAGCUAAUUUGGGCGGGAGCAAGAGCGAUUCAAAGGUUAGGGUCGAGCAUUGAGACAGAAGCGGAGGCGUUGCAAUGGGCAGCUGAGACUUUGGUAAGGUUUGGGUACAAGAGAGUGAUCUUUGAAACUGACUCUUUGACCCUUGCAAAGAUGCUAAAUGGAGAGGAAACAGUCUGGCUCAUUCUUCAGCCAACUUUACAGGUUAUAUCUCAUCUUCUGUCCAAAAUACCUGAAGUUGCAGUGCAGUUUAGUCCAAGAGGAGGGAAUAAGGCUGCUGACAGGAUAGCAAAGGAGACUUUUACUUACACGUCUAAUGUCCCUAAGUUAUAUUCUGUAGAGCCAAGUUGGUGA
Brassica rapa (field mustard) is the source of this 537-nucleotide messenger RNA. RefSeq lists its product as uncharacterized. Lineage: Eukaryota; Viridiplantae; Streptophyta; Magnoliopsida; Brassicales; Brassicaceae. The record is from RefSeq and is a predicted model, not a curated record. Gene Ontology annotation, molecular function: nucleic acid binding; RNA-DNA hybrid ribonuclease activity.